CUCACUCCCAGUAUGGCCAUAUAUGACACUAUGCAAAGUUUGAAAAGUCCAGUUGCCACCAACUGUGUUGGCUAUGCCUAUAACUUGGCAGGCUUUCUUCUUGCUGCCGGAGAAAAGGGUAACCGAGUUGCCAUGCCUCUUUGUAGAAUUGCUCUUCAAUCCCCAGCAGGAGCAGCCCGGGGUCAGGCUGAUGAUGUAAGAAAUGAAGCAAAUGAACUUCUUCGCAUUCGAGAUUAUCUUUUUGGAGAGUUGGCAAGAAAGACGGGUCAACCGAUUGAGAAG
Messenger RNA from Phalaenopsis equestris, 282 nucleotides. Its product is annotated as ATP-dependent Clp protease proteolytic subunit-related protein 2, chloroplastic-like. Lineage: Eukaryota; Viridiplantae; Streptophyta; Magnoliopsida; Asparagales; Orchidaceae. Gene Ontology annotation, biological process: protein quality control for misfolded or incompletely synthesized proteins. Gene Ontology annotation, molecular function: serine-type endopeptidase activity; ATPase binding; ATP-dependent peptidase activity. Gene Ontology annotation, cellular component: endopeptidase Clp complex. The record is from RefSeq and is a predicted model, not a curated record. The transcript is spliced from 3 exons. The annotation marks the transcript as partial.